CAAUCAUGUUCUUCCGCUCCAUCCUCGCUGUCGCCCUCUCUGCAGCUGCGUUCGUUUACGCCGUCGAUAACACUCGCGAAGUAUACACACCCAAUGGCGAGAGUUCCGACAUAUUCUGCCGCUCGUGGGAUGCUAGCUGUACCACCGUUGUCGGCAACACGGGCACCUCAUACGUGAGAUGCGGUGAUGGAUAUGAUGGUGCAGGUACCGCACGCGUGGAUUGCCUCUCCGUCAGUGCCGACGGCAGCUCCGCUGUGGAUUAUACGGACGCGAAUGUGCAGGCGUUAGGGCUCACCUAUGUUGCAUAAAUUCAUAUUUUGGGUUUGGGGGGCUUUUUGGACUAUGGGACUUACACACUACAAAUGCUUAUGUGGACGAAGGGGUGUGGUCGAACGGGCAGGUGAUAGUGCAAGCCUGUACGAUAUUUGGGAUGGAAAGUUUGGUGCAGACGUCUGCCUGGACAUUGCAUCAGAAUAUUUUACUCGUCCCUAUCAAACUUCUAUAACCAUCAUAAUAUAAUAUAAUAACU
Stereum hirsutum FP-91666 SS1 is the source of this 529-nucleotide messenger RNA. RefSeq lists its product as uncharacterized. The transcript has 3 exons. The coding region runs from base 6 to 308 and encodes 100 amino acids. Lineage: Eukaryota; Fungi; Basidiomycota; Agaricomycetes; Russulales; Stereaceae. The record is from RefSeq and is a predicted model, not a curated record.